AUGUUUGGUGUUCGCACCGCGGAUGACCUCCGAGUUACAGCAUCAGAGGACCUAUGCGAGUUUCUUUCCAAUCACGCUGCGACGUUGGAAGAAAUUGGAGUUCCUGCCGGAGCGUUUCCAACUGCUGCUGAACAGGUCAAUUGGUCGCACUUUCCUCGUCUCAAAUUGCUCAUGGUCCCUGAUCUGCCUGAGCUCGUCGACAUCCUCCCCUCCCUUGCGAUUGGAUUGGAACGCAAAGAGCAUAAAGGUGACACGAAUGGGCUGGGUCCACCUUUAUUCACUGUCAUCUUAUGUGAAUCCACGAGUCAGGGAACCGCGGCGGAAAUGGUCGCACGCCUGCAACCAUACCACAGCGUAUUGCAGCAUAUCAAGGUGCUUUGGUACGGAUCAUGGGCUGAAGCCUUGCAAUUAGAACUUAUUGAAAACAACGACAACCCGUGGGAGUUGCUGGAAGAGUUGGAAGCUCGCAAAGAUGUGAGGUUCUUCCUUAGGGUUAUAGAUAAUGUACCGCUUCUAGCGUUUGAUUGUGAUGGGAAACCAGCCAACUGCGACGAAGCAAACGCACUUCGAUCCUUGGUCUUUGGUACCCCCUUGAUCGAUGUCCUUUACGAAUGA
Messenger RNA from Serendipita indica DSM 11827, 615 nucleotides. NCBI's taxonomy places the organism in Eukaryota, Fungi, Basidiomycota, Agaricomycetes, Sebacinales, Serendipitaceae. The record is from the annotation of a GenBank genome assembly.